Pseudo-nitzschia multistriata is the source of this 1827-nucleotide messenger RNA. Lineage: Eukaryota; Bacillariophyta; Bacillariophyceae; Bacillariales; Bacillariaceae. The record is from the annotation of a GenBank genome assembly.
CUUAAGCAGAUCACGGGGGAAAUUUGCGACCAACCAACGGGCGAACUCUCAGACGCAAUGAUCGCUGAUUCCCACCGUGUGAUGGAGGGUUGGAGCACUACAGGUUUCAAGACCUCUUCCAAAGAAAAUGCAGUUGCAAUCGAAAACCUCGUCAAGCGACUCGUCGACGAAGCCGAAGCGGGAAACUCGAAUGCCAAUCCUACGACAAAGGAUUAUAACUGCAUGCUAGAAAGCUGGGCCCGCAGUGGGGAGGGUGUUCACGCUGCAGAACGGUGCGAAGAAAUUCUGGUCCAGAUGCAAGCGGAAUACGAGUCGGGAGCUUCGUCGGCACAAAUUCGACCGAACCUGUCCUCCUUCAAGAUCGUUCUCCAAGCGUGGAAACACGCAGGUGGGAAAAAAUUGAGUUCCUUUCGUGCCCAACGCAUCCUCGAUUGGAUGUCGUCAUUGCACGAAAGCGGCAAGAACAGCUUGGCGCAACCCGACCAGAUGUGCUUUGACACCGUACUGCAGAGUUGGUCUCGCAACAAUCACGAAGAAGCCCCUGUUUACGCAGAGCGCCUCUUGGCGAAAAUGGAAACUAUGAAAUUAGAAUCCACGGCCAUCGUUCCCCUGGUCCAACCGAGAACUCUGAGCUUCAAUGCUGUUUUGGGGGCUUGGAAUCGUGCAUCCCUAACACCUUCUCUAGAAUCGCCGUCGGCCUUUGCGUCGCAGCCCUCAUCGACGUCCUGGCAAAGAUCAUGCGACAUUUUGGAAUUCAUGGAAAAAUUGUAUUACGUCGAAGGGAACAGCAUGGUUGAACCCGAUCGGGUCUCUUACUCGCUUGUGCUAAGAACUCUAGCACGACACAAAAACGACGACCGAGCUGCACCGAAGGCGGACAAGAUUCUGAGGUUCAUCGAAAAGAAAUCAAGAAACGGUGAAUUGUCGUGGCGACCGGACACCCUCCUUUUUAACACCGUAAUGGGAUGUUGGUCGCACAGCCACCUGAAGGGAUCAUAUCGCAAGACUCGUGGCAUUCUUGAUCGUCAAAUCCACCUUUUCACAUCGUUCGACGGGAAGGUAGGGAGCGACGAUUGUCGACCCGAUGUCUACGGGUUCACAACCGUCUUGUCGAGCUGUGCACUAGAACGUGCAAACGGCGAAGAGAAAGCAAAGGCAUUUAAUGUUGCACGUUCUACGUACCAGCAAUUAAUCACAAACAAGGAUGAGUACGGAGCUCCAAACCACGUGACGUACGGAACCAUGUUGAAAUGCGUUUCGAACUUGUUACCUGCUGACCACCCACAACGCAAGAAGUGGACGAAAAAAGUGUUCAACCAGGCCGUGGCCAAUGGUUGUGUCGGAGGUAUGGUUUUGAGUCGUCUCAGCGAAGCGGCGUCUUCUGCCAAGGAAUACAAAGCCCUUAUGCGGGGACACUCUAAGAAAAAACUGCCUGCAGGGUGGACUAGGAACGUCAGUGAAAAAACCGAAUACCGUCGAAAGCGAUCCGGGAAACGGGCCGAAGUCUGAGAAGUUCUCUAACAGCCUUCAAAGUUUGAUUUUUUUCGUUUUCGUCUGCAAUACUGCGACGAGACGAGGAUAAGUACUCAGUACUAGUACCUUUAGUCGCAAUUAGCUCCUACAAAGUCCGUUCACGACCAGCAUCUACUCAACUCAACGGAUAUCAAAUGCGCAUCAUUGGCAUUCAAAAUCCAACUACAUUGAUCGAAUGCAUGAAAUGGUAAAAAUGCACGUUGUUCCUUGGACCUUGGAAUAUGGUGCUCUCUAUCAUUUCCCUUCCCGUUUCAUCAUUGUUCAAGAACAAGAGAAUCAACAUCUUUGAGAUGA